GCGGACGACAUGAGUAAACGUUGACACUCGUAUUUGCUUUCUUUUAUAUUAUUUUUAUUAAUUCAAUUACCACUCCAUCAUAGGCGUAAAUAAUAAAUUAACUUAUUAAAUGUACAGUUUAUCUCAUAAAGGAUGACUGACUCACAAGAUUCCAACGGAAACUCACUGGGUUUGUUGAAAAACGAAGAGGACUUGCCUUAUGAAGAAGAAAUAUUCCGAAAUCCCUUUUCAGUAAAACACUGGCAAAGAUAUAUUGAUCAUCUGAAGUCUACCAAAAGUCCUAAUUUGAAUAUUGUAUACGAGCGAGCCCUUAAAGAAUUACCAGGAAGUUACAAGUUAUGGAAUAAUUACUUACGUUUACGAGUAAAAAAACUGAAAGAUCAGGUCAAAGGAAAUGUUGAGCAUCCACUUUAUGAAGAUGUCAGCAAUGUUUUCGAAAGAGCGCUGGUAUGGAUGCACAAAAUGCCCCGGAUAUGGAUUAAUUAUUGUAUUUUCAUGACAGAACAAGGCUAUAUCACGCAAACUCGACAUGUAUUUGAUAAAGCCCUCCGAGCUUUACCCAUCACUCAGCAUCAUAGAAUUUGGCCUCUCUAUCUGAACUUUGUCAAAAUGCACAAUAUUCCGGAAACAGCUGUGCGAGUCUUCAGAAGAUAUUUAAAGAUGGCACCAGAGGAUACGGAAGACUACAUAGAAUAUUUAACUUCAAUCAACAGACUUGACGAAGCAGCUACACAGCUUGCACAUAUAGUCAAUCAAGACGAUUUCGUAUCAAAAUCCGGAAAAUCGAAACAUCAAUUGUGGUCUGAGUUGUGCGAUUUGAUAUCUAAACAUCCGACUCAAAUUAAAACACUCAAUGUCGAUGCCAUUAUCAGAGGUGGACUUAGACGGUAUACCGAUUCACUAGGUUCAUUAUGGAACUCUUUGGCGGAUUAUUAUGUUCGUAGUGGACUUUUGGAAAGAGCCAGAGAUGUCUAUGAAGAAGCGAUACAAACCGUCAAGACUGUUCGAGAUUUCACUCAAGUUUUUGACCAGUAUGCACAAUUUGAAGAAUUUAGCUACAAGGAAGUGCUCGAAGAGAAUUGUAAUAAUCUCAAUCUCACGGAAGAAGAUGAAAUAGAAGAGGAAUUGAGACUUGCUCGGUAUGAGCAUCUUCUGGAAAGGAGAAUGUUAUUACUUAAUUCUGUAAUGCUGAGACAAAAUCCUCACAAUGUUAAGGAAUGGCAUGAAAGAGUUGCGCUUUACAGUGGACAACCACACGAGAUUAUAAAUACAUACACAGAGGCAGUGCAUACAGUGCAACCACAAUUAGCUAUAGGAAAAUUGCAUACCUUGUGGGUGGCUUUUGCCAAAUUUUACGAAGAGAAUGGUCAGUUGCCGGAUGCAAGAGUGGUCUUUGAAAAAGCGACUCUCGUUGCGUAUAUGAAAGUAGACGAUCUAGCCUCCGUAUGGUGUGAGUGGGCAGAAAUGGAAUGUAGACACAAGAAUUUCACUGAAGCUUUGAGGCUCAUGCACAGGGCAACUGCCAUGCCUACUCGAAAAGUAGCGUAUCACGAUGAAAGUGAAACUGUACAAAUGAGGUUAUAUAAAUCUCUAAAAGUCUGGUCCAUGUACGCGGAUUUGGAAGAAAGUUUUGGAACAUUUAAGACCUGUAAAGCAGUUUAUGACAAAAUAAUCGAUCUGAAAAUCGCAACACCUCAAAUAAUCAUAAAUUAUGGAAUGUUCCUGGAAGAGAACAAUUACUUUGAGGAAGCGUUUAGGGCUUAUGAGAAAGGAAUUGCUCUCUUCAAGUGGCCCAAUGUUUACGAUAUAUGGAACACUUAUCUUAAAAAGUUUAAAGCACGAUACGAGGGGACGAAAUUGGAACGAACUCGAGAUUUAUUUGAGCAGUGUCUCGAGCAUUGUCCUCCGAAGUAUGCUAAAAAUUUUUAUUUGUUGUACGCAAAGUUAGAAGAGGAACAUGGACUUGCAAGACACGCUAUGUCUGUAUAUGAACGUGCCACAAAUGCUGUUCUACCCGAGGAGAAGUUUGAGAUGUUCAACAUAUACAUAAAAAAGGCUGCCGACAUUUAUGGUGUUCCGAAAACGCGACAAAUUUAUCAAAAGGCUAUUGAGGUGCUGAAUGAGGAAAACACGCGAGAAAUGUGUCUGCGUUUUGCAGAAGUGGAGACGAAAUUGGGAGAAGUGGAUCGGGCGAGAGCAAUUUACGCAUAUUGUUCGCAAAUAUGCGACCCGAGAGUGACAUCAAACUUCUGGCAAGUGUGGAAGGAAUUUGAGGUUCGACACGGAAAUGAAGAUACAAUGCGUGAGAUGCUGAGGAUAAAACGUAGCGUGCAGGCCAUGUAUAAUACUCAAGUGAACAUGAUGUCUGCCCAGAUGUUGAACAGCUCGCCCAAUCAACCGGCGACACCGCUGGAUGCAAUGCGUCUAUUAGAUAGCAGAGUAUCUGAAAAUCCUCCUCCACCUGGGCCAAAGGAAGCUAUCAGAUUCGUGCGAGGUGUCACCGAAGGAGGUAAAACGACCGAACCUCAAGUCACCAAUCCCGAUGAAAUUGAUAUUGAAAUGGACGAAGACGAAGAAGAAGGAGAUGAAAACGGCAUGGACGCGGAAGAUAUUCCAAUAGAAAAACAGGCUAUUCCGUCACAAGUAUUCGGUAGUUUACGUAAAGAAGAAGACGAAGAAGAUAGUUAACUGUUUGCCUAGUCUGUAAUAAUAUAAAUAAACAUUUUUUUAAUUGUAAUCUA
Messenger RNA from Belonocnema kinseyi, 2741 nucleotides. It is a transcript of the gene fand, whose product is annotated as pre-mRNA-splicing factor syf1 homolog. Gene Ontology annotation, biological process: mRNA splicing, via spliceosome; generation of catalytic spliceosome for first transesterification step. Gene Ontology annotation, molecular function: protein binding. Lineage: Eukaryota; Metazoa; Arthropoda; Insecta; Hymenoptera; Cynipidae. The coding region runs from base 133 to 2688 and encodes 851 amino acids. The transcript has 12 exons. Gene Ontology annotation, cellular component: U2-type catalytic step 2 spliceosome; post-mRNA release spliceosomal complex; Prp19 complex. The record is from RefSeq and is a predicted model, not a curated record.